GAGACUCGGGAAGCCAAGAUGAGCGCCCUACUCAUGGCAGCGGGGUUGCUGUUCCUGGGGAUGCUUCAAGCCUUCCCAACGGAUCGACCACUAAAGACCACCUGUGCCAGAGACCUCAGCUACUACCCGGGGGAGGCUGCCAGGAACAACUGUUACCAGUGCCCCUCAGGGUUGUCUCCAACACAGCCAUGCCCACAGGGUCCCGCCCACUGCAGGAAGCAGUGCGCUCCUGACUACUACAUCAAUGAAGAUGGGAAGUGCACUGCCUGCGUGACCUGUUUGCCAGGUCUUGUGGAGAAGGCUCCAUGUUCUGGGACCUCUCCUCGGAUCUGUGAAUGUCAGCCUGGUAUGUACUGCUGCACGCCAGCGGUCAAUUCCUGUGCCCGCUGCAAACUCCGCUGUUCUGAAGAAGAGGUGGUCAAGUUUCCAGGCACAGCAGAGAAGGAAACUAUCUGUGAGCUGCCGUCCCCGGGAUCUGGCCCCAACUGCUCCGAUCCAGAUGGCUGCAAGACACUUGCUAGCCACGCCACUCCUCAGGCCACGCCUACUCUAGAACCCACAGCCAAUGACAGUGUGAGGAGCCUGCUGCCAAAGGGGGUCACCAACCUUGUUCAGGAAGGUGCUGCUAAGCUGGUGAAGGUUCCAGAGUCUUCGUCUUCCAAGGCAAGGAAGCCCAGUCUAGAUCCAGGUGAUACAGAGAAGAAUAUGACCUUGGAGCUUCCACCUCCAGGAACACUCCCUGACAUCAGCACCUCAGAAAACAUCGGGGAGCCUGCCAGUACCGCCUCCACCCUAAGCCUUUUGGUAGAUACCCAGACCAGCAGCAGGAUGCAGCCCACCUCUCCCUUGUCCACAGGAACACCAUUUCUGGAUCCAGGACCCGUGCUCUUCUGGGUGGCCAUGGUGGUGCUGCUGGUUGGCUCUGGCUCCUUCCUCCUGUGUUACUGGAAGGCCUGCAGGAGGCGAAUCCAGCAGAAGGUUCACCAGGACUACCUAGUGCAGACCUCCCAGCCCAAGACAGAGCAGGCGGAUUCCUGUCCUACUGAAAAGCUAACACAGCUGCAGAGAAGUGGGUCAGUGACAGAUCCCAGCGCUGGACACAAGCUGAGCCCAGUGAGCCCUCCAACUGUUGAGACUUGUGCCAAUGGUGAGGCCGCCUGCCUGGAGAGCCUGCCGCUGCUGGAUGACAGCACAGCUGGGAAUCCUUUUUCUCCCAGGGAACCUCCAGAGCCCCGGGUAUCCACGGAACACACCAAUAACAGGAUUGAGAAAAUCUACAUCAUGAAGGCCGACACAGUGAUUGUGGGCUCUGUCAAAACUGAAAUCCCUGAGGGCCGGGCUCCAGCAGGGUCGACAGAGUCUGAGUUGGAAGCUGAACUAGAAAUGGACCAUGCCCCCCAUUACCCGGAGCAGGAGACAGAACCGCCUCUGGGAAGCUGCACUGAGGUCAUGUUCUCGGUGGAGGAAGGAGGAAAAGAGGACCAUGGGCCCACAACUGUCUCUGAGAAGUGACACCCAGUUUUAGCUGGGGUUAGACAGCAGCUGAGUGUACCCCUGAGAUCAGGUUAGCACCUGGGAAGCUACCACAGCUUGAACUGAAGCCCCAGCAUCCAGGGAAGCCCAGAAUGAAGCCUUCAGCUGCUGCCAAGAGCGCUGGCCCCUGAACCCCAGCAGUGGACACUCACCAUCAGGUUAGUGUCUACUGGGGGAGAAGCCACAGGCUGGUUCCAAGCCUCCUUGACCACACCCCUGUACCCUGUGCCUUCUCUCCUUGGGUCUCGAGCAGUGACUUUACUGAUGUGCUACUAGCCUCCAGCUGUAUACCUGACUCCCCGGAGCAGAACCAGUACCUAUUGCUUCUACUCCAGAGGCAGAGGGAACUUAAAGGACGAACCCAUCAUGACCGACACAAUGGUAGCCUGUACCCAUCACACAGGGAGUGCAAAAUGAGACCUCUCCGGGGUGGCCUCCCUGGUCUGUGGACCCCCUCAGCAGCUGCAGGGACCCCACCCACCCAGUGCUGCUCGAGACUAUGAUUGGCCCAGGAACUUCCGGUCACACGGAGAUGGGAGAACUGUGGUCCUGGAGGUCCUUAACAAUUUGUGCCACUAUCUGUCCCGCCCUGGAAACGAAGAAGCAUUGUCCCUAGGCCACCAGGAUCAGGAGGACACCUAGCUCCCAAAGGAAGCUCUAGCAGGUUGGAGCCUAUCUUCAACAGCACCCUGUUGCUCACAGUGCUUACCCCACACCCACUGUGAGGAGGCAGUGCUAGUGAACACACCUGAAGAUCUGCUUUUUAGUGUUUUGUUUUGUUUUCCUUUUGAGGUACUGAGAAUUGAACCCCUGGCUUUGUGCAUGCCAGGCAAAUGUCACCUGGCUGAUCAACCUCAGUCCAACAUUUCAUACUAAGCGCUAAAGCUGCUGUCACUCCCAGUCUGGCUCACUCCCUGGCACCUGCAUAUUCUUAUACCAAACAAGCAACCAACUGGAUGACACAUCUGCUCUGUGGCAGCCUGGGGACUCAGGACUUACCCUUGGGCCAGGCAGGGAGAAUUCUGUUUACUCACUAGCUGUUUGCUGUGUGGAGGAAGUUGGGACCCAGUCAAGAAUCAGGAGGGGAGUUUCUGAAACCGUCUGAAUCUAUGGGGGAAGUUGGAGCUGCUGAAUACCACCAGAGGCGUUAUGGCCAGAAGGAAUGUGUCGGGGCUGGAUAGUUGCCCAUUUGUCUUGUGCAAGGACACAGUGGAUAUGUGGGCAUACACAGUGACCGCAAAGCCAUGUCAUGAUGACCACAUGGAUGCCAUACUUUUGGAAGAUAUUGCCCAACUUUUUCUUUUUUUAAGAUGGGAUCUUGUUCUGUUUCCUAGGAUAGAUUCAAGCUUGAUAUGUAGCCCAGGCUGACCCUCAACCUGUAACCUUCCUAUCUUAACUUCCCGAGGGAUGACAGACUUGAGCCACACAUUUCAACAAAGUGACAUAUUCCCUUGCAAUGUGGCCCUUCACACAAUUUUUGACCGUCUGGAAAUCCUAAAGGGCCUGUAAAAGAAUGGAUU
Messenger RNA from Mastomys coucha (southern multimammate mouse), 3053 nucleotides. It is a transcript of the gene Tnfrsf8, whose product is annotated as TNF receptor superfamily member 8. Gene Ontology annotation, molecular function: protein binding; transmembrane signaling receptor activity. The record is from RefSeq and is a predicted model, not a curated record. Gene Ontology annotation, biological process: signal transduction. NCBI's taxonomy places the organism in Eukaryota, Metazoa, Chordata, Mammalia, Rodentia, Muridae. The coding region runs from base 19 to 1512 and encodes 497 amino acids. The transcript is spliced from 13 exons.